AUGAGCACAUUCACACUGCCAGGCUCCUCGCCAGAGUGCCCAGUCCACUUGACGAACGAUCUCACAAAAGAACAACUUCUAUCAUUUCCAGCCUUCAAGAACUGGUCUGAGACGCUCCAACACUCGCUUAAGCAACAGGAAUCAAAAUCACACACCUUCCAUGAGGCACCUUACAAGCUCAGACGCAUCGACAUUCAAAGUGUGGACUUCUUCGGCGGUGAACGCAUUGGUUUCAUCAAGUUCAAGGCAGAGGUCUCGAACGACAAUGGAGAAAAGUUCCCUGGCUCUGUGUUCUUGAGAGGAGGUAGUGUUGCAAUGCUGCUUAUUCUACAACCUGAUGAUGUCGAGGAAGGCUCCGAGAAAGACAAGCAUGUCAUUCUGACCGUGCAGCCCCGCAUACCAGCCGGAUCUCUCUGUUUCUCAGAGCUCCCUGCAGGUAUGCUCGACGACGCGGGUACUUUUUCAGGUGGUGCUGCGAAAGAAAUCGAAGAAGAGACUGGCCUCAAGAUCAAAGAAGAUGAACUCAUCGAUCUGACAAAGCUCACCUUCGGCUCAGAUGAGCAGACUCAAGAUGGAGAGAAGCUGCAAAAGGCAAUGUAUCCUAGUGCAGGCGGAUGCGAUGAGUUUGUGCCCAUAUUCUUGCACCAGCAGCGCAUCCCACGCAAACAACUCAAGGAUUGGCAGGGCAAGUUGACGGGACUACGUGAUCAUGGCGAGAAGAUCACUCUCAAAGUGGUGAGACUGGAGGAGCUGUUCCGUGAAGGAGGCAGAGAUAGCAAGGCGUUGGCUGCUUGGUCAAUGUACGAAGGUCUGAGACGUGAGAACAAGUUGUGA
Molecule: messenger RNA, 834 nt
Organism: Aureobasidium melanogenum CBS 110374
Lineage: Eukaryota; Fungi; Ascomycota; Dothideomycetes; Dothideales; Saccotheciaceae
Product: NUDIX family hydrolase
Exons: 2
Coding region: 1-834 (277 amino acids)
Biological process (GO): ribose phosphate metabolic process; nucleoside phosphate metabolic process
Molecular function (GO): ADP-glucose pyrophosphatase activity; ADP-ribose pyrophosphatase activity
Source: RefSeq, a predicted model, not a curated record